UAGCCCGUUAUUAUUUUAGAGACGUUCUAAUUGGCUGACGCGUGGUCCCCUUGAGCGGCUCGCCCAAUCGGAAUCUCCUUGGCGCGCUUCCGGUUUUUGUUCAAAUGUAUCAACGUGAACACGAACAGACAACAGAAUCGCACGAGAGCGAGAAAUACAUCAAAUAAACGCACAAUUGUGCAACUUUGCAUCGUAAACUCACGUGGUUUGACGCAUAUUAAGGAGAUUUCUGCUGGAAAUAUAUCAUGGCAGAGUGUGAUGCUGAAUGGGAGCUGUGUAAAGAAAAUAUCCAGCCUUUGAGACAAGGCCGGUCCGUAUCAGCCCUGCACCAGGCUCUGUGUCAGCAGCAGGAGGGAAACCACACCGCCCUUAACCAGCAGAAGCAAGCGUUUGAGUCUGAGCUGCGGCUGUAUGAUGGAGACGAUCCUCUAGAUGUUUGGGUCAGGUACAUCAAAUGGAUGGACGAAGAAGUAUUAUCAGGGUGGUGGGGAGGGUAGUAUUCUGUGCUUGUUUAUUGAGAGGUUAGUUGCUUCACAGCCGACAAGAAAUAUCACAAUGACGUUCGCUACGUCGAGCUCUGGAUCGAGUUUGCGGAGGGCUGUUCCGACCCGAUGGACGUCUACCGCUACAUGCAAGCGCAAGGCAUCGGAACCAUGCAAGCCGCGCUUUACAUCGCCUGGUCUGAGGAGUACGAGAAGAGAGGGAACAUAAAGAUGGCUGACGGCGUGUUUCAGGACGGAGUCAAGUGUGGAGCAGAACCUGUGGAGAAACUACAUGCAUUUCACAGAGCUUUGCAGGCACGAGCGUGCAGACAGAUGAUGUCAUCCAUCACAGAUCAACAGAGAGAUGAUGAUGAAGAUGAUGAUGGAGAUGAAGGACCCGCAGAGCCUCAGCGAGCCUCCCUGGCCGAGCUCAAAGCCAAAGGGAAGAAGAAGGCUGUGGUUCCCAUCAACAGAGUGAAAGCAUCAGUCGGAUAUGCUCGCGGGCUCCAGUUUAAACAGCCGCUGGGGCCACGACAGAACAGUCGGCUGGUGAUUUUUGACGAGAAUAAAGCUUCUGAAACUGAGCCGCAGGAGCCCAGAUUUGAGAUCUGGACGGCGCCACCUACCGCCCGAGCCAAAGAGAACGAACAGAAGCCUGAGAAGUGGACCAACGUGAAGAUGCCUCUGAAGUCCAGAUCGGGCCUCAGCGUCGCCGUUCCUCCUCCUAAACCCAGCUUCCAGCCGUUUGUGGAAGAGGACGUCCAGCCUCCCGCUGUGACUCCGUGUAAGAUCAACCCGGCGGUGAACUCGGUGCUGUCGUCCAGGAAGCCCUGCAGGCCGGAGCAGACGCCGCUGAAGAUGCUGCAGGAGCGGAUGCAGCUCCAGACGCAGGAGGACGGGAAGAGCCGAGAGCAGAGCAUGUACUGCAGAGAGCUGCUGUACAGCGGAGCCAGCGAGUUCUGCUUCGAGGAGCUGCGCGCCGAGCGCUACCGACAGAAACACGCUCACAGACUACUGACCAAACCUGAGCAAACCCAUGCAAACUGAAGAUUCUUAGAUGCAUCUCAGAUGUCUGAAAGAGUAGGCAGCUCACUGUCAUUGUUGUGUAUAACCAUUCCUGUGUUUUUGUACAUACUUUUUAUUUUGUAUAUACAUUUUUUUUUUGUAACGCCACAGAUUUUCUUUUUUUUUUUGUAUGUUGCAAGAGGAGCAUUUAUGAAUAGACAUUAUAUCGUCAUUUGGUUGUAUGCGGUAAUUAAUGCUUCAAUAAAUGCAUCUGGUUCCAUAAUAUUAAACUGCUUUUGUAGUUUGA
Messenger RNA from Cyprinus carpio (common carp), 1794 nucleotides. RefSeq names its product mitotic checkpoint serine/threonine-protein kinase BUB1 beta (gene bub1bb). Lineage: Eukaryota; Metazoa; Chordata; Actinopteri; Cypriniformes; Cyprinidae. Gene Ontology annotation, biological process: meiotic sister chromatid cohesion, centromeric; mitotic spindle assembly checkpoint signaling. The record is from RefSeq and is a predicted model, not a curated record. Gene Ontology annotation, molecular function: protein kinase activity.